Drosophila ananassae is the source of this 1684-nucleotide messenger RNA. RefSeq names its product chitinase-3-like protein 1. Gene Ontology annotation, biological process: chitin catabolic process; carbohydrate metabolic process. Gene Ontology annotation, molecular function: chitinase activity; chitin binding. Gene Ontology annotation, cellular component: extracellular region. The record is from RefSeq and is a predicted model, not a curated record. Lineage: Eukaryota; Metazoa; Arthropoda; Insecta; Diptera; Drosophilidae. The transcript has 4 exons. The coding region runs from base 203 to 1612 and encodes 469 amino acids.
CCUUAGUAUUCAUUUUUGUUUCGUUAUGUCGACACACCAAUCGUAACUCGUUCAGAAAUAACACUAAACAGGGUCUGGAUACGUCCGAAAUUGAAUUUACACAAAAACCAAUUGUAGAUCCUUAAAACAUAUAAACACAAAAGUCCACUUUACAUAAGAGACAUUUAAAUUUGAAGUUAACUUUUCAAGGUCCGGCGUAAUUAUGGGACCACUUAAUUGUGUUCUUGCUGCGAUGAUCUUUAUGAUAUGCGGUUCAGCAGCGGAAGAUUAUAAUAUAUUUUGCCAAUACGACGUGGGUUCCAUUGCCUACAAGAAUGAGAGUCAAGUGUAUCCCUGGUACAUAGACACCAGGAUGUGCACCCACCUAGUUCUUGGACACGGAUUCGGUGUAAACGAGACCGGUGAAGUCCAAAUCACUGACGAGUUCCUACUCAUCAAACAUGGCUUUCUAAAAAGUGCCGCCGAACUGAAGAUUGAUAACGUGAAGAAAAUUCUGUUUACUCUGGGUGGAUGGGCCGAUGGGGAAUCCCGCCGACUCACCCAAGUGAUAUCCAAUUCAACCAAACGGGACGAGUUCUACAAAUCGCUAACCAUUUUUUUGAGAAAAUGGCGUCUUGAUGGCAUCCAGAUCGACUGGCGCUCUCCUUCCCAGGACAGUAAGCCUGAGGACAAGAAAAACUUUGUCACCUUCCUUGAGGGGCUACGUUUGAGUGCCCAGGAGCAUAAGUUCAUCGUGAUGGUGGCGGUCCUGGGGCGUACAGACAAGAAGACAUUGGCAGCCUACAACAUCCCCGCUAUCGUGAAGGAAGUGGACUUUGUCAACCUGAUGCUGCACGAAGAAAGGGACGCUCACAGCCGGAAACUAGGCUACAAUGCACCUCUCUAUGGCCCCGAAAAAAGUAUGGACGCUGCUGUUAAGCACUGGUCGAAGGCUGGACAUGCUCCCAAAAAGCUAAUCAUGGGCAUUCCUCUAUUUAUGACCUCUUAUACAAUGGAUAAGAAAAAGUCCACAGUGGGAUCCCCCUCCAAGGGUCCAGGCAAGACGACGCCAUAUACCCGUCGUCCCGGUUUUAUGACCUACAAUGAGUGGUGCCCUAAUACCAAAAAAUGGGCCAUUAACUUUGACAACAAGUUCAUGGUGCCGUAUGCCACCCAAGGUGACCAAUGGGUUAGCUUCGAAAAUGGACAAAGCAUUUCGGCAAAGAUGAACUUACUCAAAAAUAGCAAACUGGGCGGCGCUAUGGCCUGGACCGUUGACGCGGAUGACUUUUCUGGCAGAUGCGGCCAGGAGUUUUCCCUGCUCUUUGCCAUCUUCGAGGCGCUGGGAGAUAUAAAGACGUUGCUCACCACAACCCCCAAGUACGAGCCCAGUGGACUUUGCCCAAGGGAUGAGUGGAAGCGUGAUCAUUGGGACUGUCGGCUCUACUAUGAGUGCCGCAAUGGACAGCGAUAUUACUACGAAUGCAUUAAAGGAGAGUUCUUUGAUGAGAAACUAAAAUAUUGCCGCCCCGAACAUGAAGUGGAAUGCAAACAGGACUUUGUUAUUUGGCGUCCGGGCAUGCCCCUUUAUGACAUGGAAAACUUUCCCCGUAAUCUAAAAAUAGUUGAGUAGGCACCAAUCCCCCAGAAAAAUUGUGUCAUCCUGUUGGUCGUAUUAAAGUUUUAGCAAUUUACUGACGAUAAA